GUUUUCCUGUCCAAAAGAGACAAAGACUAAGAUUUAUUUUCCCAUAAUUCACAGAUUCCUUAAUUGUUUUUCUAAUUGAUCGGAGAAAUUAAAAUUAGGUUAAUUGAUGGCCGGAGAUUAUAGCCGAUGGUCGCCGGAGCCGCGGGAUUUCAAAGCUAUGUUGAAGAAAUUAUCACAUGAACAAAUUCUUCAAGUUUUGUCUGAAGGGCUAUGUUCUUACUGUGAAGAAGUUAUAGAGUCUCGUGUAAACAAUCUCAACCUUAUUCAAAGAAGGGUAGAUGAAAUGGCAUUAUCAAAUGUUAAUGUUGCAGAUAGUUCUGCAGAAUUCUUGCGGGGGAAUUCAUCUGAUGAUGUAAUUUCACCAAAGAGAAAGCUGAAUGCUGAUGCUGAUGCUGAUGCUGAUGCUGAUGCUUAUACUCCCUCUCCACAAGUUGGCGACUCAACUAACUCAGGAAGGUCAAAACGAUUUGUUAGUGCCUCGUCUACACUGGCGAUCAACAAACAACCAGUCUCUGACCUUUCAAAUUUUGAGAUUAAACUAAAUGAUGGACCUAGUAGAUCAGUUGUAGGCGAUGGUUUAGUGGAGGAUCAGAAAGAGUUUAUUAGGUUUAGCCAAGUUGGCAGGCGAAAGGAUUUUGUUCAUUAUGAGAACGUUAAUGAAAAGCAAAUAAAUGUGCUUAAAGGGCUUGAGCUUCACACUAACGUUUUCAAUCCCAAUGAGCAAAAGGAGGUAGUCGAACUUGUUUACUCUCUUCAGAGAAUGGGACAAAAGCGACAACUUAGAGCACGAACAUAUUCUGAACCAAGAAAGUGGAUGCGAGGAAAGGGCCGUGUCACCAUACAAUUUGGUUGUUGUUAUAAUUAUGCUGUGGACAAAAAUGGUAAUCCGCCGGGCAUUGUUAGAGAUGAAGAAGUGGAUCCACUGCCUCCUUUAUUCAAGAAAAUGAUUAAGAGAAUGGUUAGAUGGCAUGUUUUGCCAACGUCGUGUGUGCCUGAUAGUUGCAUCGUAAAUAUUUAUGACGAGGGUGAUUGCAUUCCUCCUCAUAUUGACCAUCACGACUUUGUUCGACCUUUCUGCACAGUAUCUUUCUUGGCAGAAUGUAAGAUACUCUUUGGCACAACCUUAAAGAUUAUUAAUCCUGGAGAGUUCUCUGGUCCUUUCUCCUUACCUCUUCCUCUCGGGUCAGUGCUCAUUUUCAAUGGUAAUGGAGCUGAUGUUGCUAAACAUUGUGUGCCUAGUGUUCCAGCUAAAAGAAUUUCCAUUACUUUCCGUAAGAUGGAUGUCAGCAAAUUACCAUAUCGGUAUACUCCUGAUCCAGAGCUUGUAGGAAUCCAGCGUCUUGUUCCUCCUCCAUCAUCAGACAGCUCAAGAAAUCGUCACCAUGCUAAAAAUGACAAGUUUCCGAAAAGUGAAGAAAAUAAGGUGUUUUCCAAUGAAGAUGAGUUCCCUCCUCUAGGAAAGUCGACUUCUUCUAGCCGUAGAAGUCGCAGAUAAUUUGUGUAACUUAUGGUUAAAUUAAGUUGUGCGAUUGAUUUUUGGGUAUUUUGACCAAGAUCAAUCGAGACAAAUAAAUACAAUAAUUUUCAAACGGCGUAAUACAUAAAUGUGUCUUUUAACUUGACUUCGUUUCACAUUUAUGUUCUUCAACUUUGGUUGUGCACAAAUAGACACUUAAACUUGUGCACAUUUAAAGUUGGAGAGCAUAAAUGUGAGCUGAGGCCAAGUUUAAGGCCAUAUCUAUGUAUCAUGCCUUUUCGAAAUCAACAUAAAAGCUUAGGCUGAAAUUGUAAUUUAAGCAUAUGUAUUUUUUAUGAGUAAUACAUAGUAUUUGAUUUAAAAGCUCCUCAAUCAACGGAUGCUUUAAAGAUGUUUACAGACCUAUGUAUCAUUGAUUGGCUUACUAGCUUUAAAGAUAUUUC
This is a messenger RNA of Solanum stenotomum, 1920 nucleotides long. RefSeq names its product RNA demethylase ALKBH9B-like. Gene Ontology annotation, molecular function: mRNA binding; demethylase activity. The transcript is spliced from 6 exons. The coding region runs from base 107 to 1495 and encodes 462 amino acids. Gene Ontology annotation, biological process: mRNA catabolic process. The record is from RefSeq and is a predicted model, not a curated record. Lineage: Eukaryota; Viridiplantae; Streptophyta; Magnoliopsida; Solanales; Solanaceae.